UUGACCUCAUCUGAGACACAAUUUGAAUAAUUAUAUUAUAAUAAAUGUACAUAUUUUAAAGGCCCAUUUUACAUUUAAGGCAAAUACAUGUAGGCAUAAACGUAUACCAGUACUGUUCUGUAAAAUAUUGGUACACGUGGCGUGCCUUUAAUGUUAAAUGGUAAAAGGAACCGUCACGCAAGCGCCGUGCAUGUGAUGAACGUCUUGGCGAUAAAAAGGGCAGACGACAUAUGUAACUGACUAAAAACGUUGCUCCUCUCGGCUAGGACUUCGUUUUUGCCUUUUGCUUUAUUCUUUGUUGCAUAUCUGCGUGGCUUGAAAGUGAGCUGAUUUCGUCUGGAAUACGACAGCCAUUUCCCCCGUGUUCGAUGUGAGUAAAUUGGCUGAAGCCGAUAUUGUGCACCAGAUGAUACGGGUACCAUGAGUAUGAAGCAGAGUAUAACAACAAGCAGAUUACGUUGUGGAUCAGCUCCCUAUAACUGUAUAAGCACAUACACUGUACCAGUACUAGAAAGACUAAUGAAUGACGUAGAAACAGCUGCGAAAAUGACACACAGAUUUGAACGGGAGCAGGCAAUUUAGAUUCCCGCUCACGUGACCCACGUGGUACAAGAGGCGGGAAAUUGGUGACCACUUAUCAACCGGUUACAGGUACAUCUUAUCGUUUGGACAGCAAAGCGGAUUCGGGAGCAUGGAAAAGACUGCUUGUCAUCUUCACAAUGGCGCAGCGGGACUCUUUCUGUCAGUGCUGUCGGCUAUUACACUGUCAGUGUCGGCACUUCUCGUCGGCAGUUUUCAAGAAAUCUCUGUCCUCGUGUUUUUGGCCUUCCAGCACGUCGUCAUUUUCGUUUUCGCUGUCCCCGCCUGGCUUUGGAUUGCUAGGCAACAAGAUUUUGAGCGCGAAUAUCCCGAGCGAACAGACCAAUUGAAUGUAAACAACGGCACGAGGAAUGAUACAGUGGUCGACAGUAAUGCUUCAAAGUUGUUCUACUUCGAAGAAAAUCAUCAGGAGACUAGGAAUUCCCAGAGAAAUGACUCCGAGGAGAGUAACUCCGAUAUUUUGACUUUCAUGUGUGAGGGAGAAAAAGCCGAUAUGAAGAACUCUCAGGAAGUGAAAUCCAAGAAAAAACAGCAGGAUGAUAAGCAGAAUCAUCAUGGAGAUAUAAUAAAAGGAGAAAGAAGAUUACAGAGAGAAAUAUCUCAAGUUGGUGUUACGAAUGGCAUAUCCGAGAGAAAAUAUGAAACGACCAUAGCGCAUUUUGAGAAUGAAAAGUCUAUGAAAGAGGUUACAAAAAAGCUGAAUGAAUCUAAGGUGGAAAACAAUGAUAGAAAAAAAUUGAACUCAGACACUGAAUCUCAGAAACAGAAUUCCUUGAAUGAUAAGGAAAUUAUUCCCAAGACGGGCUUGAAAUCAAUAAAAGACUGCGUCUUCGUUGUUAUUCGGGGCAGCAUGGCGUAUUUAACGGCGUGGUGUGCGUUCAAUGCUUUUAGAUACCUUCCAAUAGGAGAUGCCUCUGUUCUGGAGUACACCAACCCUAUAUAUUCGGUCAUUCUGGCCCGUGUUAUACUGAAGGAACCGUGUGGCGUUGUGGAGGUUUUCCUUACAUUGGUCAUGUUAACAGGUAUAGUCCUAAUAUCCAGACCCAGCUUUCUUUGGGGAGACUCAGCCGCACUUAACCCGAUAGGUGUCACUCUGGCCAUAGCGACAGCCGUGACGUCAUCAAUUAACAUGCUUUUUGGUAGAAAACUGAAGCAUGUGCAUAGUCUAAUUGUCAUAGCAUCAAUAGGUCUCUUUAGUGGCAUUAUUUCAUGGAUAGUUGUAUUAUCCAAAGAGGGCGUUUCAUUUCCGGUCACGUGGUUGGAUUGGUGUGCUGUCGUGUUGAAUGGCGUCAUGGCAUUUACCGCCCGGAUAAGCUCCCAGAUGGCGCUGCAGAUUGAGAACGUCGCCAUCGUGAGUAUAGUGCGUACUUCUGAACCAAUCUUCGUGUUCACAUGGCAAGUGACCAUUCUUCAUGUCAUCCCAAAAUGGACGUCAGUUGUGGGAUCUCUUCUGAUUUUGGCGUGUGUCAUCGCUCUUAGUAUAAGGAAAUGUUCGGGUGACCAGGGAAAUACUAAUUUUGACGGCAACCAGGAUGCUCUGUCGGGCAGUGGAGUUUCUACGCCCUCUGAGAAACAUAAAGUUGUAUUGAACAGUAAAAGGAUUAAGCUUAACUUUCAGCCUUUGAACUAUUUCAAAGAUUUCAUUUUGUCUUAUCCGCAACCAAAUGUGAACACAGCACAAAAAAAAGAAUCAGAGAAGAUAAUUCGACACUGAUUAACACAAAAUUCUAUUAUGAUAAACAGUGACAUUAAAUAUUAAAAA
Messenger RNA from Lingula anatina, 2362 nucleotides. Its product is annotated as solute carrier family 35 member G1-like. The record is from RefSeq and is a predicted model, not a curated record. Gene Ontology annotation, cellular component: membrane. Lineage: Eukaryota; Metazoa; Brachiopoda; Lingulata; Lingulida; Lingulidae.